AUGUCGUUGUCGAUACCAGCUGCGCCGUCAAGCGGGCUGUUCAAGAGCGGCUACACCACACAAAGCAACGAAGAUGGUGCCGUCCUUCGAAACAUCGAUGCUUGCCAGGCCCUUGCUAGUACAGUUAAGACCAGCUUCGGCCCCUACGGACGAAACAAGAUCGUUAUCAACCAUCUCCAGAAAAUGAUCCUAACGAACGAUGCUGCUACGAUACUACGGGAAUUGGAUGUAGUUCAUCCGGCAGUUAAGAUUGUUGUCAUGGCUACACAGCAGCAGGAAUCCGAGUUGGGAGAUGCGACGAAUUUGGUUAUCGUCCUCGCAGGAGAAUUGCUUACUAUGGCGGAGAAUCUGAUACGUAUGGGUGGCCUUCAACCUUCGGAUAUCAUACAGGGAUAUACCAAAGCACAGCUAUUCGCGCAGAAGACGUUAGAAGAGCUCAGCCACGACACUGUCAAAGAUGUUCGAAAUAAAGCCGAACUUAGCAAGGCUUUAAGCACAGUUAUUGCGUCAAAACAAUACGGAAAUGAAGAUAUCCUCGCCGAACUUGUUGCUGAAGCCGUCUUGACCGUUUUGCCUAAGGAUCCUAAAAAUUUCAACGUCGACAAUGUCCGCGUCGUUAAGAUCAUGGGAAGCAGCUUGUUGCAGAGCCAGGUUAUCAAGGGGAUGGUAUUUGGCCGGGAACCAGAAGGGAACAAGAAGUCUGCAUCGAAAGCUAAAGUUGCUGUCUACGCCUGCCCAAUAGAUAUUACCCAGACGGAAACAAAGGGCACAGUUCUUCUUAAGAACGCACAAGAGAUGCUUGAUUUCACAAAGGGCGAGGAGUCACAGUUGGAGGGUAUCAUCAAGGAGAUCUAUGAUUCCGGGAUCAGAGUUAUUGUGGCAGGGGCAACUGUCGGGGAACUUGCACUACAUUACCUGAAUCGAUAUGAUAUCUUAGUUAUCAAGGUUCUUAGCAAGUUCGAGUUGAGGAGAAUUUGCCGUGUUAUUGGCGCAACUCCACUAGCUCGAUUGGGUGCACCUAUGCCGGACGAGAUGGGCAAAGUCGAUGUUGUGGAGACUUUGGAAAUCGGUGGAGAUCGUGUUACUGUUUUCAGACAAGAAAACGAGAGCACCAAGACUGCCACAAUUGUCAUUCGUGGAGCAACUCAAAACUAUCUUGAUGACGUUGAACGAGCGAUCGAUGAUGGUGUUAACGUAGUCAAGGCCAUCACUAAAGAUGCCCGCUUGGUUCCAGGUGCCGGUGCUACCGAGACACAGUUGAUGCAGCGAAUAACUGCAUAUGGAGACAGGACUCCCGGUGUUCUUCAAUAUGCUAUCCAAAAGUACGGCCAAGCGUUCGAAGUUGUUCCCAGAACUUUGGCAGAAAGCGCGGGAUUGGAUGCUAUGGAGGUUCUGAGUAAAUUGACCGCAGCACACAACAAGAGAGGCGAUUGCACUACUGGUAUAAGCUUUGAUGAGGAGAAGGGCUCUGGAACAGCCGACGCUGUGGCUACCGGCAUCGUCGAUUUGUUGUCUAGCAAGAGCUGGGCUAUUAAGCUUGCUACUGAGGCAGUGUGCACUGUUCUUUCCGUUGAUCAAAUUAUCGUUGCUCGUCAAGCAGGAGGGCCAAAGCCGCCAGCUCCAAAUCCAGGCUGGGAUAACGACGAUUAA
Orbilia oligospora ATCC 24927 is the source of this 1650-nucleotide messenger RNA. RefSeq lists its product as uncharacterized. Gene Ontology annotation, molecular function: ATP-dependent protein folding chaperone; ATP binding; ATP hydrolysis activity. Bases 1 to 1650 code for a protein of 549 amino acids. The transcript has 6 exons. The record is from RefSeq and is a predicted model, not a curated record. Gene Ontology annotation, biological process: protein folding. NCBI's taxonomy places the organism in Eukaryota, Fungi, Ascomycota, Orbiliomycetes, Orbiliales, Orbiliaceae. Gene Ontology annotation, cellular component: chaperonin-containing T-complex.